AUGUCGCUGAAUAUCUACUUUGCUCAUAGCGGAGCAGUAUACCCGGCCGACCCACGGUCCUUUACAUCAUUCGACAGUCUCCGGUCAUGGAUUGCUCAACAGACCGCUGUAGAACCUUCCCACCAGAUACUGAUGACAGCAAGAGGCAAGCAGGUCAAAAUAGAGACCCUCAGUGUUGAGCAUGAGAUAUUCCUCUACGAUCGAAGGAUCUUAGCAUCUCAUUCCACGGUCAGAACAAGCACACUCCUUCCCAACGUCCGUCCCCCAGAAACCUAUACCCCUGACGAGGCCCCCAUCAGCCUACAACAGGAUGCGACCCUGGAUGGAUGGCGCAAGAUAUCCAAGCUUCGAAGAGCAUGGGCAAUAAGUUUGAUGGAAGGUUCUCGUAAUGUCGUGGAAGGUAUACGAAGCCUGAACAGUGAGAUGGCUAUCGUCCGACGUGGGACUGCAAUAGCCGUGGAGAAUGUUAAGCAACAUGUGGGACUCCUGCAGCCGAAGUAUCAAGAGUCGAAGACAUGGGCAGAUCAGACAUAUGAAAAGCAGACUUCUCUGCUCAACGAUCUCGAUCAGGGGCUGAUGGUACUUGGAUCCCUACCAGCAUACGAAGAGCUGGGACACUGUCUGCACGGGGUGCAGGGCUCCAUAGGAAACAAGCCUUCAGAAACAGUAAAAUUUACCCAGGUUCCCUUACAAGACUUCGUGAAAAUUUCUGAGGUCGAAGCGGCUGCGACUACCGGGAAAGACUUUGCUCGAGGGUUUGCGAACCGCGUCGCUGAUAUGAGCGCUGCAUUUGAAGGUGUUGUGAGAAGCUCCAGCAGCAUGAUUGAGGCUUUUCAGCAGAACACGGCCUUGUCACAUAGCGAUGGGGGUGGUCAGGCGAACAAAUUGACGGACGAAGUCGAGGUUAUCGCGAGGAAGAUUAACAGCGACUACGAGCGUGUCCUAGGUUUACCGAACGCACCAAAUUCAAUAGUCAAAGCAUCGAAAAUUGGGCAUUCGCACAAGACUAGCUUACUGCCGUCAUUAUUACAGGCAAAUGAAGAAAUCAAUCGAAUUUUGGUGCAAACCAUCGAACGAAAAGAGCAAGUCUCGAAAGCGUCAGUGCAAACCCUGCAGGAUAUUGCAAAAGUCCAGUCAUCGGUUGGGUCAGUACACCACAAAUUGGCAAAUCUGGAUGUGGAGGCUGGAAGCGAACAAACCUUCGACUUGUUGAACUUUGUCACCAGGUUGCCUUCGCUGUAUGGCUCGUUGCUGAUCGAAUGUGUCAGACGGCGGGAAUGGAGCGAGAAGAUGAUCUCUGAUUCGUCAUCUCUGGUAGAAGAAAUGGCUACCUACAAGGAGGAAGAGGCUAGACGUCGAAAGAAGUGGAUCAAAGACAUGAACGGUGCUGUGGACCUCGGGUCUCUUGACGACAUGGCAUUAGGUAUUGAAGUCAAUGUUCAAGCGCAGAAGCAAAAAUGGCCGAACGUCAGUAGAAGUGACAUUACAGCUUACGUACAACGUCUGAGAGAGCUGGGUGACAUGCAUGGACACGUUAAGGAAGUGGAGGACGCUUUCAAGACCCUAGACACACCUUCAAAACAGCAAGCUCGCAGAGCAAAGGCGUUCAAGAAUGGCAGCGUUCACGAGGCGGCCUAUGGCAGAACGUCUCUAUUACUGCGUGGAGAUGAUGAGGUCAUACAGGCCAUGAGGAACGACAAAUUAAAGGUCGAGGACAAGCUCAAGAGUGCAGAUAGUAGGAUUCGCAAACUUGAAGAUCUUCUGCACCGGCAGAGUCCAAGACCUUCAAGUGCCUCUGGGUUCCCUCCUAGUAGUGGACCUACCUUCGAAAGAUAUACUACGUCACCUGUGAUCAACCUUUCCUCGGCUUUGUCCAAAGCUCGAGAACCGGGGUCACGCCGAUCAUCUGUUUCUUCGCGAAUAUACCCCCUCAACAAUGAUCCAGAGGAGAAAAGCCUGGCCCAAAGAAUAGUGACCCUUGAAGCGGAACUGGCAACCGAGAAGGCUCAAUCUGCGGAUCUGGAGAUGAAGGCGGCAGCAAGAUCGAACGCCGAGGAUAUGCUCAAGAGUCAGGUACGGGAAGCGAUUUCCACAAAAGAAGACCUACUAGGUAAUUUGGAAGCUCAGGAGAGAGAAUUCUCGCACGAACGCCACCUCUUGGAAGAUGAGAACAACAAGCUCAAAGUCAAACUCGAGGAAGUCGAGGACGAAUUCGAUCGUGUCCUCGAUAGCCGCGAGCAUGAUGAUAGGAUACAUACCCUGGAGGAGGAGCUCGAAAGGCUCAAAAACGAGACCGCCGGUGAAGUACAGAGGGCACUGGAGCAAACAGAAACUUUGCGAAAUGCUCACGACAUACGACGCGAGAGAGCCAGUAACUUGGAGCGUGAAGUGCAACAGCAUAAGGAAGAGAAUGCCGAGCUCGGAGCAAAGACCCAGCAAAUGUCGCGGCGUCUCCAAAACCACGACCAUGCUCAAGCAGAUCACCGUAGAGCUCUUCGAUCGGCACUCGUACAUUCGUCACAUGAUGAGGAAGUUCCUGAAGAUUUCACGGCGCUGGUCGAAAUUGUUGAGACUGUCGCAGAGAAAUCCGGGGCUCAUCUCAGGGACAUCAAGGACGCUCUUGAAGCACUGCGCGCGGACAAUGCCUCUUUGGAGAGCCGUGCUAAGUCUCAAGGAGAUGAGAUAUAUGAUCUCAGGGAGCGCUUGGGCAGCGAAGAGAGGGCCGUCUUCUCUUUACGUGAAGAGCUCAAUACGCAGCAGACACAGAGCGUGACUUUGCAGUCUCAGCUUGACUUCGAGAGACACGAACAUGAGGAUCUGAAAUCAAGAUUUGCACUGGGAGAGACAGACUCGAAUUCGCUUCGAGCCAAGCUGACAGAUGGCGGACGUACUAUUGAAGGCCUGUUUGGAAAAAUAAAAGAUCAUGAGGGCAAGCAUCAGACUCUUGAGGGUAAGCUCAAAGAGAAGGAAGCCAGCCUUGAAGCUGUACAAACGCGCCACGACAGCCUGUUUGAACUUUGGAGCGCCCAAGCCUCACGAGCCGUUGAUGUCUCUACUAAGCUACAUAGGCAGAAGGAUCUCCUGGAGAAGCUGCUUGAACAAGUGGGUCUUGCGGUCACAAGGGAAAGCGGGAACAUGGUCAUACAGAAGGCGCCACGAGCUGUUUCUGCAAGCACUAUGCUGCACGAUCCCUCAGUAUCCAUGAAACGCAGCUUGUCAGCCCCAAUGCCUAUAAAGAACGAGACAGAGCCUCUCAUCAAUCUCGAAAUUCUUCAAUGGGCCACAGCAGACGAUUUAGAGACAACUGAACGUCUCUUUGGAGAAUUUAUAAAGGAGAUCACAAGCUUCGAUUUAGAUCUCUUCAGUGGAGCCAUCUAUAAGCGAAUUAAGGAAAUCGAACACAUCGCUCGAAAAUGGCAGAAAGAAGCUCGUGCAUACCGGGAUAAGGCCCACCGCUCACAAGGCGAAGCUCAUGACCGGAUCGCAUUUCGAAACUUCAAAGAAGGUGACUUGGCUCUGUUCCUGCCAACCAGAGAUCAGGCUACCAAGCCUUGGGCCGCCUUCAAUGUGGGGGCUCCUCACUAUUUCUUACGCGAACAAGACACCCACAACCUUGGCAAACGAGACUGGCUCAUUGCCAGGAUCUCCAAGGUGGAAGAGCGUGUUGUGGACUUGUCGAAGUCUAUCAAAGGCCUGAAACCCGCCAACGACCAGGCAUCUGUCCAGAGUGACGGCGGUCUUUCACACAACGACGAGAACCCAUACGAACUUUCUGACGGUCUGAGAUGGUACUUGAUCGAUGCGGCAGAGGAAAAGCCUGGUGCUCCGAUCAAUGUCGGACUCGGCAAAGCGACAGUAGCUUCAGCGAACGUGGAUGCUAAAGGAAACAUCCGGAUGAAGAAGUCCUCAGAUGACAAUGGCGUGACAAAAACCUUGAAUCGCAGUCUCGACAGUCGCCGCAGCAGUACGAAUUCGAAGAAAGGACUGGUGACUAUCACUGGCAAUACUACCACAGGGCUUACAGGCCUAGAUGGUGUUCUGGAACGCAGCGUCGACCCCGCUGCCGCCGCCUCGCCCAACCUACUCCCGCCACAGGAUCCCCAUCGCGCCCGUUCGCCAGAAAGACCGCAGAGCAGCCAGACACCAGAUUCUCCUGCUCCCGGCGGUCCCAGCACCGAUCAUGCGAGAGGCGUGGCGACUUCACCAUCAAAGUCUCUGCGACAGACCAAAUCUUCCCCUCGGAAGACCUCGCCCGAGAAGCCGAGGUCCAAGGCUUGGGACUCGUUGUGGUCGCUGGAUUUGAACCUGGAGGGUGGAAAGGGGAAGAGGUAG
Messenger RNA from Letharia columbiana, 4332 nucleotides. RefSeq lists its product as uncharacterized. Gene Ontology annotation, cellular component: extrinsic component of membrane; Atg1/ULK1 kinase complex; phagophore assembly site membrane. The coding region runs from base 1 to 4332 and encodes 1443 amino acids. Gene Ontology annotation, molecular function: protein kinase binding; molecular adaptor activity. NCBI's taxonomy places the organism in Eukaryota, Fungi, Ascomycota, Lecanoromycetes, Lecanorales, Parmeliaceae. The transcript is spliced from 4 exons. The record is from RefSeq and is a predicted model, not a curated record. Gene Ontology annotation, biological process: piecemeal microautophagy of the nucleus; autophagy of mitochondrion; positive regulation of protein phosphorylation.